AGGGACUACUAAUAAUGUUAAGUAUCUCACAUAGAAAGAUCCACCGAAAAAAUGACCACGUAAACAAGAGACGCUAGCUUCUCUUUUCUCACGAUUCGUGUUACAUCGUGAUGCUUUUGCUGUCUAGCACCUGAAAAAUCCGCACGUGUUUAUAUACAACUGGGGGCGACAUGAAAAUCUUUGUCGUAGUUCUCUUUCGAGAAUUUUGAAAGAGUAGUGCAGAUGCGAUGCUUUGGAGAAGAAGUUUGACGACGAAGCUCGACUUCUUCUUCACUUCCCCUUCAAAAUUUCAGUUCUCCACUCUGGUUCAUAACCAAGAGUCUUCCUUCCAACCAUUACCGUUAACCAAGGAAGCUUUCGCCGAAGCUUUGCAGUCAUGCCGUUCGCAUACACACCAGCUCAAACAGAUUCAUGGACUUCUACUUACCACUGGCCUUUCAAUCAAGAACAGCCUCUUGACAUGUCUUCUCUCGAAUCUUACUGUUUUAGGAAACAUGUCUUAUGCACGAAAGCUGUUUGAUGAUAUGCACAAGCCAAGAAUUUUUUUAUGGAACACCCUCAUCAAAGGAUAUUCUAAAAAUCGCAUUUUUGUUGAGGCUGUGUUGGUUUAUAGAGAGAUGAGACUUGUUGGUGUUCGUCCUGAUUCUUUUACGUUUCCUUUUGUGGUCAAGGCUUGUGGUGAGCUCCCUGAAAAAUGGAUUGGUUCGGGUGUCCAUGCUCAUGUUGUGAAAUUUGGUUUGGAGUUCGUUGCUAUGGUGAGGACAGAGUUGAUGCUGAUGUAUGUGGGAUUUGGGGAACUGGUUUUGGCUGAUUUAUUGUUUCAGAGUAUGUUUGAGAGAGAUUUGGUUUCUUGGAAUGCUUUGAUCGCGUCUUUGGUACAAAAUGGACACGCCAGCAAGGCUCUUGCUUUGUUUCGCCAGAUGAGUAUUGCUGGAGUUAAGCCUGAUGCAGCGACUAUUGUGAGUGUUUUUUCGGGUUGUGGUCAAUUAGGAUGUUUGGAGAUUGGGGAAGAAAUUUAUAGGGUCGCAAGGAAAGAAGGGAUUGACUGCAAUAUAAUUGUUGAAAAUGCGCGGCUUGAUAUGUAUGUGAAGUGUGGUAACGCUGACAAAGCUAGGAAUUUGUUUGAGAAAAUGUCUAAAAGGAAUCAUAUUUCGUGGAGCACCAUGAUAUUAGGCUAUGCCAUCAACGGAGAGAGUGAAAAGGCAUUGGCUUUAUUCUCUAGGAUGCAGAAGGAUGACGUGGAACCCAACAAUGUCACCUAUUUAGGGGUUUUGUCUGCAUGUAGUCAUGCUGGACUAGUUAAUGAAGGUCGGGCUUAUUUUGAUUAUAUGACUCAAUCAGAUGAUAAGAAUAUUCGACCUAGAAAAGAACACUAUGCUUGUAUGGUUGACCUUCUUGGCCGGUCUGGGCAUUUAGAGGAGGCUUAUAAAUUCAUAAAUAGUAUGCCCAUUGAACCUGACUAUGGAGUGUGGGGGGCUUUGUUGGGUGCCUGUGCAAUUCAUAAAAAUGUUGAAAUGGGCCAGCAUGUAGCAGAUCGGAUUUUUCAAUUAUCUCCUGACAUUGGUUCUUAUCAUGUGUUGAUGUCUAACAUGUAUGCUGCUGCUGGAAGGUGGGACUAUGUUGACAAGGUGAGGUUGAAAAUGAGGAAAAAAGGUGUUAAGAAAGUAGCUGCCUGUAGCUCAGUUGAGUGUAAAGGAGAAUUUCAUGUUUUCUAUGGUGGAGACAGAUCACACCCACAGUCGUUACUAAUAUAUGAGAAGUUGGACCAACUAUUGAAAGAUAUGAGGAGCAUAGGUUACAUUCCAAAAACCAAUUCUGUGUUCCAUGAUGUGGAAACAGAGGAAAAGGAAGCUACAGUCAGUGCUCACAGUGAAAAGCUUGCCAUUGCAUUUUGCCUUGUUAAUAUACAGCCUGAAUUCCCCAUUAGAGUGAUGAAGAAUUUGAGGAUUUGUGAUGACUGUCAUACAUUCUCUAAGUAUGUGUCUAAACUUACCAUGAGGGAGAUAAUCAUAAGAGAUAAAAUCCGUUUUCAUCAUUUUAGAAAUGGUCUUUGUUCAUGCAAGGAUUUCUGGUGAUUCCAUAGGAUAAUGGCCUUUUUUGGAGCUGGUCAAAACCGAAGAGAUGUAUCUAGUUUAUUUCUGAGAUUGAUUGAAGAACAACGAUCACUUGUCUUUACACUAAAUACUGCCUAUUGUUGAAAGGGAGCAUGGGACUUGAGGCCAUGUGAGACAAUGAACAGUAUUUGAGGUUUACCAAACAGGAAAUUCAGUAGCAGAAAAUCUUCUGAUUGAUACGAAACUGCUCAGAUUAAUAACUAAAAUUUCCAAGCGAAUAUUGAUUUGAAGACCUUUGAAAUUUAUCCUCGUGUAAGGAAGCAGCAAAUUUUGGAUGGCAAAUCAGCCACCAUAUAGGCCUAUAUUUCACCAUCAGGGUCAAAAUUAAUAGAUUAUCUAUCAAAUUCAUCCCUUGUCAUGUAAAAUCAGAUUUGUCUUUGAUUUGAAGAGGAAAGCUCCUCAUCAAAGUUAUCGGGCACGUUAAAUAUUUUGGAUUCUAAAGUAGCUCUUACCUGAUGCUAUGUCCUUCCAUAACGAAGUGUAUUGGUUACUUUUGAUUUAUUGUUACUUUGAGCUUUUGACUGUAUCCGAAAAUGAGCUAAAGUUCUUGAUUGGACAGGUCAAUCCAUCAUGAAUAAUGAGAAAGUACAACAUACUUUUG
Molecule: messenger RNA, 2715 nt
Organism: Ziziphus jujuba (common jujube)
Lineage: Eukaryota; Viridiplantae; Streptophyta; Magnoliopsida; Rosales; Rhamnaceae
Product: pentatricopeptide repeat-containing protein At2g01510, mitochondrial
Exons: 1
Coding region: 228-2075 (615 amino acids)
Biological process (GO): RNA modification
Molecular function (GO): protein binding; RNA binding; zinc ion binding
Source: RefSeq, a predicted model, not a curated record